CCAAAAAAGCCACCGCCAGGUGGUCAUACCGUCACCGUGUCUUUCCCUCACCACUCCCACAAUCUGAGCUCCGUUACGGAGCCUCUCGGCAAGAUUCCUUCCCACGGGUCGCGCGCGUCUCUUUUAGGGGGGUCAUUCGAUCCCGCCUUCCGACGAAGAACAGGAGGUUUCCGCGCACGAGAAGGAUAUUCCAACGUCGCACCGGCAGCACAUACCCCGAGGAUGUAUGUUCCAAACACUCAUUGGACAUGGUCCUUUGCCAUCGUGACGCUCAUCCAAACAAUCGUCACACUGGGUCUUGAAUGCUAUAUCUUCGCAAAUUUUCAGAUUCAAGAACUCCCAAACGACAGUCCCGCCUCGAAAACGAUCCCCACUUUUCUCGCCCUCUACGGUUUCGGUUUCCUCUAUGAGCUGGUGCUGGUCUAUGAUGCGCUGCGCAUGAAGAACACCAUUCAGAUCAUUGGACUGUGCAUUUGCAAUGUUGGCCUACUGAUCUACGGUGCUGUUCAAGUGAAUCAGAUUCGCGAUGCAGUCUCUACGUUGGCCUACAUGCAUAUGAUUGAUCCGAUUGUUUGGGUUCAGUCUGAGCCAUUUUUGAUCAUCAUUCCAUGUAUUGUGGCAUUAGGAACAUUUUUGAUGGUCUUCGUCGCAUACAAACUCUACGAUGAGUUCGCCUGGACGAUCUACAAACAUAUCAGUGCCGAUCUGCAAAUGAAGCGUCGCUAUCUCACCUACCAGAUCUACAUUGCUCUCUUGAAAUUUGAUUUCUUCUUCUUCCUGGGCUUCACUGUUCAGUUCCUGGUCUUGGUCUCAUCACUCAAAAUGGACACCGAGUUUGCGCUCACUGUGGCUGCUAUCCCUGUGACGAUCAUUAUCCUGGUUUGUGGUGCCUGGUUCGUGCGACGAGAAACCACGACGGGCAUGAUCAUCAUCAUUCUCCUCUUCUUCGCCGCCAUGGCUUACUUCUGCUUCAAGCUGUUCCGCAUGUACUCGCCGGAGACAUACUCAUGGUACCUGCCCGCUCGGCCAUCGAUGACCUUCUUCGCCAUCAUUACCAUCGUUCUGAUUGUGAUCACUAUCAUCAAUGCCUGCAUAUGCGUCCACAACUUCAACCGCGGUCUGAAGCCCCACAUCAACCGGAAGAAGAAUAAGGAGGCAGAAAAGACGAAUACGGAGCUCACUUCCAACCUCACCCAAGUACCGUCACGGAUGAUGAUCGAUUGA
This is a messenger RNA of Penicillium bovifimosum, 1224 nucleotides long. RefSeq lists its product as uncharacterized. Lineage: Eukaryota; Fungi; Ascomycota; Eurotiomycetes; Eurotiales; Aspergillaceae. The record is from RefSeq and is a predicted model, not a curated record. The annotation marks the transcript as partial. Gene Ontology annotation, cellular component: Golgi apparatus. The transcript is spliced from 4 exons.